This is a messenger RNA of Dermacentor silvarum, 2187 nucleotides long. Its product is annotated as suppressor of tumorigenicity 14 protein homolog. Lineage: Eukaryota; Metazoa; Arthropoda; Arachnida; Ixodida; Ixodidae. Gene Ontology annotation, biological process: carbohydrate metabolic process; acrosome reaction; proteolysis. Gene Ontology annotation, molecular function: carbohydrate binding; protein binding; isomerase activity. The transcript is spliced from 19 exons. The record is from RefSeq and is a predicted model, not a curated record. Bases 165 to 2156 code for a protein of 663 amino acids.
GGGGAAAAAAAAAAAAAAAGUAGUGCCACUUGUGAUUGUGACAGAUAAUCGAGCCUACAUGUGUUCAGCGAGCCUACUACGCCUACCGUGCUGCUGCUUCUGACGACAGCUCUCGCUUCAAGUGUUGUGCACGUUCUUGACACCGACAUUUGAUACCUGCGGCUAUGUAUAACGCGAUUUCACUGUCGCAAAAGGAUGACUCCAUCGAGUUGGUUCCGUUCGGUGCUACCCUGACAUCGUGGAAAGUAGACGGUCAAGAGAUGUUGUUCUUGAGCAAUAGGUCACUCCAAGACAGCAAGAGCCCCAUCCGCGGAGGAAUACCACUCGUUUUCCCCAACUUCGGUGCCUGGGAGCUGGGACCACACCACGGCUUUGCACACACCUCCGAAUGGACCGUGGAGCAGGCGCCCACAGAGGAAGGGAAUGGUGACAAGGCGAUCAUCUUGAGCCUGCAGGACAACGACUACACACGUUCCGUUUGGAACCAUGGGUUUCGGCUCCUGUAUCGCGUCACACUGCGGAAAGCCCAGCUUCGCCUCGAGCUCACCGUGGAGAACAAAGGCACGGAGGCCUUCGAGUUCACGGCCCUGCUGCACCCUUACUGGCGCAUGGCAGACGUCCGUCGGUGCACGCUGUCCGGCUGUCACGGCGUUGUCUACGUUGACAAGACGAGGCACUUCGGCGAGUCACAAGAAGAACGAGAAUAUGUGACGGUCUCGCAGUGGACUGACAACAUCUAUAAGAGCACGGAGCCUGUUCACAAGCUCACCGCAGUUGGUGCAGGGAAGACGCUGACGAUCGAGAAGGAAAACCUGCCGGACACGGUUGCGGCCCGUGCUCAGAGGGUGACGCUACGGGACGGCGCCAACCUGCUGAUCCGCGGCCAGGCCAGCGGUCUCCUGCAGUCGCCGGGCUUCGGACAGCGCACGCCCCAUGGCUUCCGAGGCGCGGCCACCAUCUACGCGCCGCCGGGCUACAGCAGAAUCCGCUUGGACUUCGACAACUUCGACCUGGAGACGAGCACCCAGUGCAAAGCAGACCGGGUCUUCAUCGAAGAGAACGGGACGAGGACCAGGACGCUGUGCUCGAGCUCGCCACCGCAGCCAUACCUGAGCGAUUCGCCAGCAGUCACGGUGUUCCUCGAAACGGACAAGAUGAAAAGCAGCCGCGGCUUCCUCAUCCGCUUCGCCGCCACCAACAGCCGCGACCUGUGCAGGAACCCCGGCCAGUUCCAGUGCAGCAACGUGGCCUGCAUUGCGACGGCGCGCGUGUGCGACGGACGGUUCGACUGCGCCGACGGCUCCGACGAACAGCACUGCCGCGUUAACCGAUGGUCACAGCAGCUGGUGAGGAACACGGAGUGCGGCAGCCCCACCGUGCAGCCGGACAUCGAGGUGUCUGACCGCAUCGUCGGUGGACAGGAGGCGGUGCCGCACAGCUGGCCGUGGCAGGCGAGCAUCCAGAUGAGGGGCUACUGGCCGGCGGCCCACUUCUGCGGAGGAGUCCUGGUGCGCAACGACCUCGUUAUCACGGCCGCUCACUGCGUACAGGGGAUGCGUCCCGAAAACCUGGUGCUCAAAUUUGGCAGCCACGACCUCGUCCGCGACGGCGCCAGCGUCCAGACCCGGAGCGUCUUCUCCUACGCAACGCACAGUAGAUACCUGCCAGACGACAUGACGCACGACGUGGCUCUGAUCAAGCUUUCGCUGCCGGUGAACUACACCGCGCACGCGCGACCCGUGUGCCUGCCUGGCGCCGGACAGCAGCUGCCCGUCAACACCACCUGCUUCGCCACUGGAUGGGGCAACACGCGAGGAAGCGGCCACUCGUUCGUGCUGAAGCAGGCCCGUCUCGUGGUGCGCGACUUCGACGAUGCGUGCGCCGGCAUCCUCAGCAUUCAGCCAAGCCUGGACCGGAGUGCCAUGGUGUGUGCCGUCGACGAGUCCGACGACGCCGGGCCCUGUCACGGUGACAGCGGCGGUCCCUUGGUGUGCCGCCUCAACCACACCUCCUCCGACUGGACGCUGGUCGGCAUGACGAGCCAGGGCACCUCGUUGACCAUGACCAGCGCCCUCUGCGGAAUGGGCGCCGGGACCCUCUGGAGCGGCGUCAUACCGAACCGCCGGUGGAUCGACCUCGCUCUGCGCACGCUGUGAAAUUAAAUCCCUCUGCAUCGUUUAUCUUCUU